This is a messenger RNA of Puccinia triticina, 708 nucleotides long. RefSeq lists its product as uncharacterized. Gene Ontology annotation, molecular function: GTPase activity; GTP binding. The coding region runs from base 1 to 708 and encodes 235 amino acids. Gene Ontology annotation, biological process: regulation of vacuole fusion, non-autophagic. Lineage: Eukaryota; Fungi; Basidiomycota; Pucciniomycetes; Pucciniales; Pucciniaceae. The record is from RefSeq and is a predicted model, not a curated record. The transcript has 6 exons. Gene Ontology annotation, cellular component: late endosome; phagocytic vesicle; fungal-type vacuole membrane.
AUGUCCUCGCGAAAGAAGGUACUUCUGAAAGUCAUCAUCCUUGGUGAUUCAGGAGUUGGCAAGACGUCCUUGAUGAACCAAUACGUCAACAAACGAUUCUCGACUCAAUACAAGGCUACGAUUGGCGCGGAUUUCUUGACCAAAGAAGUGUAUAUCGAAUCACCAGACCCCACUCAGGCUUCAAGUGACCCUCAACAACCACCCUCCGGUUCUGCUUUGACCACCAACACAAAUAACGGCUCGGAUCGAGUCGUCACCAUGCAACUAUGGGAUACAGCCGGUCAAGAGCGAUUUCAAUCGCUUGGAGUGGCGUUCUAUCGUGGGGCAGAUUGUUGUGUACUAGUUUUCGAUGUCAAUAGCUCGAAAAGCUUCGAAACACUUGAUAGUUGGAGGGACGAAUUUCUUAUCCAGGCUUCUCCCCGGGAUCCAGAUAACUUCCCUUUUGUCGUAUUGGGUAACAAGAUCGAUGUAGAAGAAAAUAAAAGACAGGUAUCACAAAAACGAGCGAUGAGUUGGUGCCAAUCCAAGGGCAACAUACCGUACUUCGAGACGUCAGCAAAGGAGUCGAUGAAUGUCGAGCAAUCGUUCAUCGCUGCCUGUCGAAACGCAUUAAGUGUUGGAGACUCGAUGGAUGACGGUUUCGCCGAUUAUCCCGACCCCAUCAUGUUGAAUUCCGAAGGCCAACAGAGCUAUGGAUGCGGUUGUUGA